CUCAUGAAUUAUUGUUAUUUAUAUAGGUAUUGUUAUCGAAUGACAGAGAUUUAAUUUCAUGAGUUUUUGUAAGUGAACAUUCGAGUAAUAUUUUUAAACAUGGGGAAACUAGAUGUUACUAUCCUGCGGUAUUUAACUGCUGAAGAUUUUCGUGUGCUAACUGCGGUGGAAAUGGGUAUGAAGAACCACGAACUGGUUCCUGGUUCACUUGUUGCUUCUAUAGCCAAUCUUCGUCAUGGUGGUGUUCACAAAUUAAUGAAGGACCUUUGCAAACAUCGUUUGUUGACAUACGAACGAGGAAAACAUUAUGAUGGAUAUAGAUUGACAAACUCAGGUUAUGAUUACUUGGCGCUAAAGGCUUUAACAAACAGAAAAGUUAUUGCAUCUUUUGGUAACCAGAUUGGAGUUGGGAAAGAAUCUAAUAUUUAUAUAGUAGCAGAUGAAGAUAAAACUCCCCUUUGCUUAAAACUGCACAGACUUGGCAGAACCUGUUUUCGUCAAAUCAAAGGCAAGCGUGACUACCAUGCUCACAGGAACCGUGCAUCUUGGCUCUACCUGUCCCGUAUCUCGGCCACUAAGGAGUUUGCCUACAUGAAGGCUUUGUACGACAGAGAGUUCCCUGUGCCCAAGCCUAUUGAUUUCAAUAGACACUGUGUUGUAAUGGAAUUAGUUAGUGGAGGUCCUUUGACUCGGGUAUCAUCAGUCUCAGAUCCAGAAUGGCUCUAUGAUGAGUUGAUGAGUUUGAUAGUCCGCCUUGGUAACUGCGGCGUUAUUCAUGGUGACUUCAAUGAGUUUAACAUCAUGAUAGAUGAGGAAGGGCACCCAAUCAUUAUUGACUUCCCCCAAAUGGUGUCAACAAUGCAUCCUAAUGCUGAACUGUACUUUGACCGUGAUGUGAGGUGUGUUCGAGAAUUUUUCAAAAAACGUUUCGCCUUUGAGAGUGAUCUGUACCCCAAGUUCAGUGAUCUGGAGAGAGAUGACCAACUAGAUGCUGAGGUUGCCUGCUCUGGUUAUAAGCGAUGCAAACUUACAGAGGAUGAGCUGCUCGAAGAGAUGGGAAUAUGUCUAGAAGUUAGUGAUGAUGAAGAAGAGAAUGAUGAUAUCAAUGAAGAACAAGUUUCCAAUAAAAUAACUGAGGAUGAGAUUGAUAUGCUGAGGCGAGAGGUUGAAGCUUCCAUCCAACAUGAUAUUACAAUUCAUAGCUUAUCAUCGAAAACUAGUAAUUUGAAAUUAGACACAGAUACUCUACCAUCAUUAGAAUUAGUCACAGAUAAUAUAUUAAUAUCAGCAACUGAAACAGAUGACACAGAGGUGCCAACAUUAGUGCAGGUCAAAGAGGACACUCAAGACAAUGAUGGAGGUAGCAUAGACAAAAAUUCACAGAAGUAUAGACUAGCUAUGAUUGAGAAAGCACUAUCAGAUGUGCGUUCUAUGAGGUCGUAUACAUCAGCGAGUACAAUAGCCCCAGAUGUUGUUAAGCAACAGGUUAAAAAGAACUUAGAACAAAGACAGAAGAAAGUAGAAAGGAAGAAGGCAGUGGCGAAGGGCGAGGCGAGUGCUGGGACCAGAGUGAAGAGAGAAAACAGGGAGACUAUAAGAGAAAGUCAUGGCUUAUGGGGUUGGGAUGAAUAAACAUUAAACAUUGAGUUUAUUGUUAUUAGACUGUUGUUAUAUACACGAAUAAAAAUAUUUUUAUCUUUUCAAAA
Leptidea sinapis is the source of this 1706-nucleotide messenger RNA. RefSeq lists its product as uncharacterized. Bases 100 to 1632 code for a protein of 510 amino acids. The transcript is spliced from 7 exons. Gene Ontology annotation, molecular function: ATP binding; protein serine/threonine kinase activity. The record is from RefSeq and is a predicted model, not a curated record. Lineage: Eukaryota; Metazoa; Arthropoda; Insecta; Lepidoptera; Pieridae. Gene Ontology annotation, biological process: protein phosphorylation; maturation of SSU-rRNA. Gene Ontology annotation, cellular component: preribosome, small subunit precursor; nucleus; cytosol.